Messenger RNA from Hemisphaericaspora subhashii, 768 nucleotides. It is a transcript of the gene ATO7, whose product is annotated as Ato7p. NCBI's taxonomy places the organism in Eukaryota, Fungi, Ascomycota, Pichiomycetes, Serinales, Debaryomycetaceae. Gene Ontology annotation, molecular function: acetate transmembrane transporter activity. The transcript has a single exon. The record is from RefSeq and is a predicted model, not a curated record. Gene Ontology annotation, cellular component: plasma membrane. The coding region runs from base 1 to 768 and encodes 255 amino acids.
AUGUCCAAUUCCAUUCAUUCCGACCAUUCUAAGGAACAUUCCUUAGACACUGAUGAACCAGUCAACAGAAUCCAAACUACCGGUGACGGUAACGAAUUUGUUGUCAUUGGUAACCACAAGUAUUACAGACAUGAAUUAAUGUCUGCUUUUGGUGGUACUUUAAACCCUGGUUUAUCUCCAAGGCCAGUCCAUCAAUUUGCUAACCCAGCUCCAUUAGGUUUAUGUGCUUUUGCUUUAACUACUUUCGUAUUGAGUUCUUAUAAUGCUCGUGUCGGCGGUAUUACUAUUCCACGUGCUGUUCUUGGUUUAGCUGCUUUCUAUGGUGGUUUAGUUCAAUUCCUUGCUGGUGUUUGGGAAAUGGCUAUCGGUAACACUUUUGGUGCUACUGCUUUAACUUCAUAUGGUGCUUUCUGGUUAGCUUACAAUGCUCUUUUGGUUCCAGCUUUCGGUGUUGAAGCUGCUUAUGAAGGUAGUGGCCAAUGGGCAACUGCCGUUGCUUUCUUCUUAACUGGUUGGGCUAUCUUUACCUUUAUCUUGACAUUAUUGACUUUGAAAUCUACCGUUUUCUUCUGUGCUUUGUUCAGUUGUUUGACCCUUACUUUCGUCUUAUUAGCUAUUGGUGACUUUAUUGGAAGUGUUGCUACUACCAGGGCUGGUGGUGUUGUUGGUAUCAUUACUGCAUUCUUAGGUUUCUACAAUGCUUAUGCAGGUACUGCUACUCCAACUAACUCUUACUUUGGUGCUAAGGUUAUUCCUUUACCUAACUAG